Molecule: messenger RNA, 5118 nt
Organism: Pogoniulus pusillus (Red-fronted tinkerbird)
Lineage: Eukaryota; Metazoa; Chordata; Aves; Piciformes; Lybiidae
Gene: SNAP91
Product: synaptosome associated protein 91
Exons: 30
Coding region: 127-2838 (903 amino acids)
Biological process (GO): clathrin coat assembly; clathrin-dependent endocytosis; synaptic vesicle budding from presynaptic endocytic zone membrane
Cellular component (GO): extrinsic component of presynaptic endocytic zone membrane; clathrin-coated pit; clathrin-coated vesicle
Molecular function (GO): clathrin heavy chain binding; 1-phosphatidylinositol binding; phosphatidylinositol-4,5-bisphosphate binding
Source: RefSeq, a predicted model, not a curated record
GCAGCGGUCGCGGCGGGAGGCGGCGGCGGUGGCGGUGGUGCCCUCCCCGGAGCGGCGGCUGCAGGAGGACGGGAGGGAAGGACGCACUGACAGAGCAGGCAGCAGCAGCAGGCACGCCAGGCGAAGAUGUCGGGUCAGACGCUGACGGAUCGCAUCGCAGCUGCUCAGUACAGCGUUACGGGAUCGGCCGUAGCCAGAGCCGUCUGCAAAGCCACCACGCAUGAAGUGAUGGGGCCCAAGAAAAAGCACCUGGACUACUUGAUCCAAGCAACUAAUGAAACCAAUGUGAAUAUUCCUCAGAUGGCUGAUACGCUUUUUGAGCGAGCAACGAACAGCAGCUGGGUGGUCGUGUUCAAAGCCUUAGUUACCACACAUCAUCUCAUGGUUCAUGGCAAUGAGAGAUUUAUCCAGUACCUGGCAUCUAGAAACACAUUGUUCAACCUCAGCAAUUUUCUGGACAAAAGUGGGUCUCAUGGUUAUGACAUGUCCACCUUCAUAAGGCGCUACAGUAGGUACUUGAAUGAGAAAGCCUUUUCCUACAGACAGAUGGCUUUUGACUUUGCAAGGGUGAAGAAAGGGGCUGAUGGUGUAAUGAGAACCAUGGCUCCCGAGAAGCUGCUGAAGAGUAUGCCAAUACUGCAGGAACAAAUUGAUGCACUACUUGAAUUUGAUGUUCAUCCAAAUGAACUGACAAAUGGUGUCAUAAAUGCUGCAUUCAUGCUUCUGUUUAAAGAUCUUAUCAAGCUGUUUGCCUGCUACAACGAUGGGGUUAUUAACUUACUAGAGAAGUUCUUUGAAAUGAAGAAGGGACAAUGUAAAGAUGCUCUGGAAAUCUACAAGCGGUUUCUGACUCGCAUGACCAGAGUGUCGGAGUUUCUGAAGGUUGCAGAGCAAGUUGGGAUUGACAAAGGUGAUAUCCCUGAUCUCACACAGGCUCCUAGCAGUCUGAUGGAGACCCUCGAGCAACACCUAAAUUCACUGGAAGGAAAGAAACCUGGCAACAAUGAAGGAUCUGGGGCUCCUUCUCCUCUGAGCAAGUCUUCCCCAGCUACAACUGUUACAUCUCCUAGCUCUACUCCAGCAAAAACUAUUGAUACAUCUCCUCCCGUUGAUCUUUUUGCAACUUCAUCUACAGCUGCUCCAGUCAGCUCUUCCAAACCAUCCAGCGAUCUCCUGGAUCUUCAGCCAGAUUUUGCUGCUAGUGGGCAGGCAGCUCCAGCAGCUGCUGCUGGAGCCACUUCGUGGGGAGACCUCUUGGGAGGAGAGGAUAAUCUGGCUGCACUGUCUGCUGUCACCUCUGAGCCACAGCUUGCAGACCCGUUUGCCCCAGAGCCCAGUGCGACUACUGCUGCAACUACUGACACUGCAACUACUUCUGCUGCCACCCCUGCAACUACAGCUGCCCCUGCUGCUGCUGCUGAAGUGGAUCUCUUUGGAGAUGCCUUUGCAGCUUCUCCUGGGGAAGCCCCUGCAGCAGCUGAAGGGGCAGCAGCACCAGCUACCCCAACCCCUGUAGCAGCAGCUCUUGAUGCAUGCUCUGGAAAUGACCCCUUUGCCCCAUCCGAAGGUAGUGCAGAGGCUGCUCCUGAGCUGGACCUCUUUGCUAUGAAGCCAACAGAGACUGCUGUUCCUGUAGUUACCCCUACAACUAGUGCAGCCACUCCAGUUCCUGCAACAACUCCUUCUCCAGCCGCUGCUGUUGCUGCUGCUGCUGCUACUGCUACUACAGCUACUGCCACUACCACUACUGCCACCACUUCUGCUACCGCCACCACCUCCGCUCCUCCUGCUCUAGAUAUCUUUGGUGAUUUGUUUGAGUCUGCUCCUGAUGCACCUGCUGCACCUAAACCAGAUGCUGCUCCUAGCAUAGAUCUCUUUGGUACAGAUGCUUUCUCGUCUCCACCCCAAGGAGCUUCUCCUGUGCCUGAGAGUUCUCUUACUGGUGAUCUCCUCUCUGUGGAUGCAUUUGCAACCCCCUCUCCUCUACCCACUGCCUCGCCAGCAAAGGUGGACUCUUCAGGUGUGAUUGACCUGUUUGGUGAUGCUUUUGGAAGUAGUGCUCCUGAACCCCAGCCCACAACCCAGGCUGCUUCUAGUUCCUCAGCUUCUGCAGACCUGCUUGCUGGCUUUGGAGGUUCUUUCAUCUCUCCCUCUCCGUCACCAUCCCCAGUCACUCCAGCUCAAAGCAGCUUACUACAGCCAAACUUUGAUGCAGCUUUUGGGACGGCAGCUCCGACGACUGGCGCUUCCUUCGAUGCAUCAGUGUUUGAUGGCUUAGGUGAUCUUCUCAUGCCAACUAUGGCUCCUUCUGGUCAGCCUGCAGCACCUUCAGCUGCAGCAGCAGUCACUGCUUCAGCAGCAAGCAAAGGCCUCGGGAGCGAUCUUGAUUCGUCUCUUGCAAACUUAGUAGGCAAUCUUGGAAUUUCUGGCACCACUUCAAAAAAGGGAGACCUUCAGUGGAAUGCUGGAGAGAAGAAACUAACAGGAGGAGCCAACUGGCAGCCAAAAGUAGCACCUGCGACAUGGUCGACCGGGGGCGUCCCAAGCGGUCCAUUGACAGGAGGUGUGCCUCCAGCAAGUGCUGUUCCUCCUGCAGGAGGGACUCCACCUGUGCCACAGGCAGGAGCAGCGUUUGGCAUGCCCCCAGCAGGCACAGGUGUGCCCAUGAUGCCCCAGCAGCCAGUGAUGUAUGGGCAGCCCAUGAUGAGGCCACCCUUCGGAGGUGCCGCUGGCCCUGGUGUACAGCUUUCUCCAAGCCCGACUCCUGCUACUCAGAGUCCCAAGAAACCUCCAACAAAGGACCCUUUAGCGGAUCUUAACAUCAAGGAUUUCUUGUAAAGGAUAAGCUGCAGUUUUUCUGACCGGAUGACAAACCCCCCCACGAGUUUGGAACCUACCAAGGGCCACUCCAGAGUUUCCAAGUGAGCCACCAGUACCAAACCCAGUGCUUACUCAGACUUUUUUUCCCCCCUCUUCCUCCUGAAACGUGUAGCACAGCUGUGAAAGUGAACAUUUAGGAAUGUGUACUUCCCUUAGCUGUUACCUUCCCCCCUCCCCUGCCCUCUGGAAUUUGUGUACUUGGGUUGUUUGUGUUUUACAAUUUAAAGAAACCAAUGGAUGUAUGUUUCUGAUGCCUUCUAGUGCUUUUCUGAACCUCUCCCUCGGGGGCAGAUGAUGCAGCUGUUGUUUGGUGAAGCCAUUGGGAGCCAUGGCUGUGAUUGAUUUGUUUUCCCUUGGUUGGUUGGGUUUGGCUUUAUUUAUUUAUCUAUUUAUUUGGAAAGGUUUUGAUGUAGAUAUUUUUUUUUUUCAUUUGGUUUGGCUUUUUUUUUCUUUUUGAGGACACGUCAAAUUUCCCUAGGAUUCAAACUCUCCUUUGCCUGUUACAAAGCAUAGUGUGAUAAUAACAGAUAGCAAGGAACAAGAGCAGAUAGCAAGGAACAAGAGCAGAUAGUAAGGAACAAGAGCAGAUAGCAAGGAACAAGAGCAGAUAGCAAGGAACAAGAGCAGAUAGCAAGGAAGAAAAGCAGAUAGUAAGGAAUAAGACCAGAUAGCAAGGAAGAAAAGCAGAUAGUAAGGAAUAAGACCAGAUAGCAAGGAAGAAAAGCAGAUAGUAAGGAAUAAGACCAGAUAGCAAGGAAGAAAAGCAGAUAGUAAGGAAUAAGACCAGAUAGUAAGGAAUAAAAGCAGAUAGCAAGGAAUAAGACCAGAUAGCAAUGAAUAAAAGCAGAUAGCAAGAAAUAAGACCAGAUAGCAAGGAAUAAGACCAGAUAGUAAGGAAUAAGACCAGAUAGCAAGGAAUAAGACCAGAUAGCAAGGAAUAAGACCAGAUAGCAAUGAAUAAAAGCAGAUAGCAAGAAAUAAGACCAGAUAGCAAGGAAUAAGACCAGAUAGCAAGGAAUAAGACCAGAUAGCAAGGAAUAAGACCAGAUAGUAAGGAAUAAGACCAGAUAGCAAGGAAUAAGACCAGAUAGCAAGGAAUAAAAGCAGAUAGUAAGGAAUAAGACCAGAUAGCAAGGAAUAAGACCAGAUAGCAAGGAAUAAAAGCAUAUAGUAAGGAAAAUAUGAUAGAACUGUGAACUAUUUGGGUUUGGAUCCUUUUUGUUUGCCUUUUUUCCCCCCUCCCAGUCACAGGACUCUCAGUUGUCAUGGGAAAGAAACUAAUCUGGUUUCUUUUUGUGGCACUCUACAUGCUAAGGUCAUUUCAAGUAAGUUGAAAGUAAACUUCCAUUACAAAUACUUCCCCCCCCCUUUUUUUUUUAAUGGGUGAUUUAGCAAAAAAAAAAAGAAGCCUCCUACCUGCAACAAGUCCUUGUUUAUUGCUGGGUUGAGUUGGAACCUCCUCUCAGGUGUUUUGAGUUUCGACACCGCCAGUUGGCUUAUUUCUCCCUUCCUCGCUUAAAUGCACUGCAAAAAAGCCACCAACUGAAGGGGCAGUUCCUCUGCGUGGAGCUGGGAGGCCACAGCCCUGGUGGUGCUGGCACUGAAGGGGUGUCAGAGGAGAGCACGCUCGGGUGCCUGCGGUCGGAAGGUUUGCAGCUGGCGCUGCUCAUCUCCGUUUGGUUCUUGCCGCCAUCUCUUCAGUUAGCGCUUCCCUGUGUACGCCUCAGGCUGCUGUUUCACUCCAUGGCCCCACCUGCGCUGUGAGUAGCUUUUGUACUAUUGGUGAGUAGGUCGAGUUCUGAUCCAGAGGUCCAUGCCCUUGACUGUACAGAUGUGUUUCUUUUGGCUUUCGUUUGUUCCAUACUCGUUUCUGCUGACGGCUUUGGCGUAACAGAUCUUGAGUCUUCGGCGAGGUCGCUGUUGAUCAGUGUUCAAAAGUGGCUUGGCAGCUCUCUGUAAAAGCAUAUCGGGGUGGGAAAGAUACUCACCUGAAGUCUUUCCACCCAACUUAUUUACUCAGUGUGUGGUACCAUUAAAAGUGGUUGUGUCUGACUUUGCUGUGGGGAUAACGUAACGGCGGAGCGGGCAAGGUGGCUAAAAAGGCUGAGUUCAAAAUGGCUCUUCUUUGUUAUUCCAGUUUCCAAACAGACCACCCCCCAAAACAAAGAGCGACAGAAACAAACCACCCCAGUGCAUGUGUGCCCCCUGAGAUGCAAUAAACACCUUGAUCAAAGUGAA